Messenger RNA from Didymodactylos carnosus, 450 nucleotides. The record is from the annotation of a GenBank genome assembly. NCBI's taxonomy places the organism in Eukaryota, Metazoa, Rotifera, Eurotatoria, Philodinida, Philodinidae.
UUAGAAAAAACAAGUUGAAGUUGGGCUUGAGUAAGAGUGUUAGAAUUGGAGCUCCAUGGGUCUUUACCCUACGUAGAAUUGGCAGCUCUGCUAAGACUGGAAUGAUGAUCAGUCGUGAUGGGGACUGUGUACUUAUUCUAUUAUAUCGUAAUUCUUUUUACGUUUUAGGCAUUAAUUGAUUCAAACAAAAUAUUAGUAAUUGCUGGUCCGGAUCAACAAACGAUUAUGCUACAUAACACAUCAACAUCGCCAUUCGUUAUGGAAGUAUUGGCUUCAAAUCACACAGAAGCUGAUGCACGGGUUUUUCUACACAUUUAUGAUAUUUUGGCCGACAAUGAUGGACCUCGUUAUAAUGGAAUUAUAUUACAAGCCACAGAUACUGAUAUUAUUAUAUUAUCUAUUGCAUGUGUGUCAUUAUUCAAUCAACAGUCAAACCAAAUUCUAUAUUAA